CGGUUUAGUGAAGUUUUUAUUCUUAUUUUGCGUAAAUUAAAAACAAUUUGAAAAAAUGUCUAAAAUACGAAAAAAUAUUAAGUGUUUGAUAAACCAGUGGAUUGAACUAUAUAAUAGAGAUAUUAAAAAAUUAAAGUCAUCUAAUUUACCUUUGUUUGAUGCGACAAAAAUUGUUAAUGAAAUUAUUUUAAACAUGGAAAAAGUGUCCGGUAAUAAUGGAAAAAUUAUUAAAGAGAAAGUUUCUGAUUUAAUACACAAAAAUGGUGGUUUUAAAAUAUUGAAGCAGAUAUCAGAUGUUUUAUCCGGGAAAAAAGAAAGUUUUUUACCCCUAAAUUUUACACCCACGAUGAGUACUUGUAUGAAAUAUGCACCUAUAACAUCUGUGAACAUUGAACGGUCGUUUAGUACUUACAAAAUGAUAUUAACUGAAAAAAGAACCAACAUGACCCCACAAAAUAUGUAA
Molecule: messenger RNA, 463 nt
Organism: Sipha flava (yellow sugarcane aphid)
Lineage: Eukaryota; Metazoa; Arthropoda; Insecta; Hemiptera; Aphididae
Exons: 2
Coding region: 56-463 (135 amino acids)
Source: RefSeq, a predicted model, not a curated record